This is a messenger RNA of Ipomoea nil (Japanese morning glory), 1047 nucleotides long. RefSeq names its product pectin acetylesterase 7-like. The coding region runs from base 198 to 719 and encodes 173 amino acids. The record is from RefSeq and is a predicted model, not a curated record. Gene Ontology annotation, molecular function: pectin acetylesterase activity. Gene Ontology annotation, cellular component: plant-type cell wall. Lineage: Eukaryota; Viridiplantae; Streptophyta; Magnoliopsida; Solanales; Convolvulaceae. The transcript has 8 exons. Gene Ontology annotation, biological process: cell wall organization.
AAUAUAGUAUCUCUUUAUUACUAUGUGUAAUUUGGAUGAUAUGAUUUUAGGGUGGAGGGUGGUAUUCUACUUUGGAUGGAUGUGUGAACUAUACACAAAGUUUCUUGUUUAACCAAACAGCUGGUCUUCAAAAAUUUAGUGGUAUAUUGAGCAACGACAAGUUCCAAAAUCCAGAUUUUUUCAAUUGGAAUAAAAUAAUGAUAAGGUACUGUGAUGGUUCAUCUUUUACCGAAAAUUCAAAUAAAAUAUAUAAUGGUACUAAAUUGUACUUUAAAGGAGCUAGGAUUUUGGAAUCCACUUUGAAAGUGAUGUUGAAAAGGGAACUGAAGUCCGCAAAGAAGAGACCAACUAAGAUGUUGCCCACAUCUUGCACCUCCAAAUUCCCUCCUGCAAUGUGCUUUUUCGCACAAAAUGUACAACAAGACAUUAAAACUCCCAUUUUCUUCAUCAUGUCGGAAUUUGAUUAUAUUGAGAUUGGGUAUACAAGUGGCAAAUCAUUCUACGAUGAUUGCAUGAAAAACAAAACUUGCACAUCUGACCAAAUUAAUGUUAUGCAAGAUUUACGAUUGGAGCUGUUAAGGGUAUUGCCAGAACAGGACAACCGAUCAUCAAUAAGAUUCUUGAUCUUAUCUCGCUAUGGCCAUGUCCAUACACUUUAUCAUUGGUAUGAACCUGCUGCUGGGACUAACAAGACAAUAGCAAAUUUCUUUGGAGAUUGAUAUUUUGACCGACAAGUUAUGCAGAUCAUCGAGAAAUGUGAUGAUCCUUAUGUUUGCAAAUGAAAUGCUGAAGUAUUGUGAACUUAUGAUAUUAUGUGAUGAAUUGUGGAUGAUAGAUGUUAUAUAUGUGUUUAAAGUUUGGAAAUAUAAUUUAUAAUCGUUUACCCUGAAUUAUAUUAUGUUUUUUUUUUGUCUAAUGAUAUUCGGGUUGGACUUCCAUUUGGAAGGUUGUGAGUUCGAGCCUCAGUGGAGGCGUUAUUGGCUUUUUAUGUUUCAGUAUGUUGAGAAAGAAUAUGAAAUACUAUAUUGUAAUAGAGCUAGUAGCAUU